GCAGACACAUGUUGUUGAGAUCAGAGCUCAGACUUAAGUUUCACUUCUCAGAUACUGAAACUCAGACAGUCGUUUGUCACUGAGAGGUGAAAUGGCGCAGAAACAAGUUGAGCUGAAGCGGGAAUCCUUCUCUUGUUCCAUCUGUCUGGAUCUACUGAAGCAUCCGGUGGCUAUUCCCUGUGGACACAGCUACUGUAUGAGAUGUAUUAAAACCCACUGGGACAUAGAGGAUGAGAAGAGGAUCUACAGCUGCCCUCAGUGUAGACAGACAUUCAGAAAGAGGCAUGUCCUGGUGAAAAACACCAUGUUGGCUGAUUUAGUGGAGCAGCUGAAGAAGACUGGACUCCAAGCUGCUCCUGCUGAUCACUGCUAUGCUCGACCUGAAGAUGUGGCCUGUGAUGUUUGUACUGGGAGAAAACUGAAAGCCGUCAAGUCCUGUUUGGUUUGUUUGGUCUCUUAUUGUGAGAAAGACCUCCAGCCUCAUUACGAUGUACCUCAGUUAAAGAAGCACAAGCUGGUGGACCCCACCAAGAAGCUCCAGGAAAACAUCUGCUCUCGUCACGAUGAGGUGAUGAAGAUGUUCUGCCGCACCGAUCAGCAGUGUAUCUGUUAUCUCUGCUCUGUGGACGAACAUAAAGGCCACGACACAGUCUCAGCUGCAGUAGAAAGGACCGAGAGGCAGAGAGAGCUCGAGCUGAGUCGACAACAAAUCCAGCAGAGAGUCCAGGACAGAGAGAAAGAUGUGAAGCUGCUUCAACAGGAGCUGGAGGCUGUCAAUGGCUCUGCUGACAAAGCAGUGGAGGACAGUGAGAAGAUCUUCACUGAGAUGAUCCGUCUGGUGGAGAAAAGAAGCUCUGACGUGAAGCAGCAGAUCAGAUCCCAGCAGGAAACCGUAGUGAGUCCAGUCAAAGAUCUUCAGGAGAAGCUGGAGCAGGAGAUCACUGAGCUGAAGAGGAAAGACGCUGAACUGAAGCAGCUCUCACACACAGAGGAUCACAACCAGUUUCUACACAACUACCCCUCACUGACACCACUCAGUCCGUCUACACACUCAUCCAGCAUCAACAUCCGUCCUCUCAGGUACUUUGAGGCUGUGACAGCAGCUGUGUCAGAGGUCAGAGGUCGACUACAGGACUUCCUGACUGAGACAUGGACAAACAUCUCACUGACAGUGACUCAAGAGCCCAAGACCAGAGAGGAAUUCUUAAGAUAUUCACAGGAAAUCACACUGGAUCCAAACACAGCAAACACACAUCUGUUUUUAUCUGAGGGAAACAGAAAAGUAACAGUAAUGAGAGAAGAACAGUUUUAUUCUAGUCACCCAGACAGAUUCACUGGUUAUUGUCAGGUCCUGAGUAGAGAGAGUCUGACUGGACGUUGUUACUGGGAGGUGGAGAGGAGAGGAAGAGUUUAUGUCGCAUUCACAUACAAGAAUAUCAGCAGAGCAGGGAGGUCAAGCGAAUGUGUAUUUGGAUGCAAUGACAAAUCUUGGAUGUUAAGUUGUCUUGGAAACAGUUAUAACUUUUAUUACAACAGUAUCAAAACUCCACUCUCAGGUCCGGUGUCCUCCAGAGUCGGAGUGUACCUGGAUCACAGUGCAGGUGUUCUGUCCUUCUACAGCGUCUCUGACACCAUGACUCUCCUCCACAGAGUCCAGACCACAUUCACUCAGCCGCUCUGUGCUGGGAUAAGGAUUUAUGAUUAUGGAUCCACAGCUGAGUUCUGUAAACUCAAAUAGACUUGAGUCAUUUAAAGAGCAGUGAGUUAAACUCUGUGUUUCAACCUUUAAAUUCUUUUCUCUCAAAGCUCCUUGUUGUUGUUGUUGUUGUUGUUGUUGAUUGAGGUGAAACAAACUGAUUGUGUGGAUGAAGUGAAUCUGUCCAUCAAGUCACUGAACACGAGUCGUUGAACAGACUUUACUGAUUAAAUGUGUGAACGAACUGAAGGUUUCAAUAAAGAAUAAAGAAUAAACGAA
Molecule: messenger RNA, 1975 nt
Organism: Scophthalmus maximus (turbot)
Lineage: Eukaryota; Metazoa; Chordata; Actinopteri; Pleuronectiformes; Scophthalmidae
Product: tripartite motif-containing protein 16-like
Exons: 2
Coding region: 92-1738 (548 amino acids)
Molecular function (GO): protein binding; zinc ion binding
Source: RefSeq, a predicted model, not a curated record